Molecule: messenger RNA, 1047 nt
Organism: Dermacentor silvarum
Lineage: Eukaryota; Metazoa; Arthropoda; Arachnida; Ixodida; Ixodidae
Product: vasopressin V1a receptor
Exons: 1
Coding region: 1-1047 (348 amino acids)
Biological process (GO): G protein-coupled receptor signaling pathway
Cellular component (GO): membrane
Molecular function (GO): peptide binding; vasopressin receptor activity
Source: RefSeq, a predicted model, not a curated record
AUGGAACACCGCGUUGUGGAUCAGGAGAGCGGCGCCUAUUCCGAAAGCGUCUCCUCGACGCCGGCGUCUCGGCCCUUAGUCGACGAUGUCUCAGCCAACUCGACCGCGCCGUGGGCGAGUGCGCGCGACGAGUCGCUCGCGCACAUCGAAAUCGCCGUCCUGGCGCUCAUCUUUGCCUUCACUGUCGCCGGCAACGGCUGUGUUCUCGCCGCUCUGGCAUCGCGGCGCUCCAAGCUGACGCGGAUGUACUACUUCCUGCUCCACCUGUGCAUCUCGGACCUCACCACCGCCUUCUUCACGGUGCUUCCCCAGCUGGGCUGGGACGCCACCUACCGCUUCCGCGGCGGGGAUCUCGCCUGCAAGUCGGUCAAGUUCGUCCAGCUGCUGGGACCUUAUCUCUCCUCCUACGUGCUCGUGGUGACCGCCAUGGACAGGUACCAGGCCAUCUGUUUUCCCCUGUCCAGCUGCUCCUGGACCCCGACGAAGUCCAAGAUACUCGUGUCGUCCGCCUGGGCCGUGUCUCUGCUGUGCUGCGUGCCGCAGGUGUUCAUCUUCAGCUACCAGGAGGUGUCGGCCGGCGUGUACGACUGCUGGGGCACGUUCAUCGAGCCCUGGGGCCUGCGAGCCUACGUCACGUGGUACAGCGUCUCGGUCUUCUUCGUGCCCCUGCUGGUGCUGUGCUUCACGUACGUGUGCAUCUGCCACUCCAUCUGGCGCAACCUGCGCCAGAAGAGGGAGAGUUCGAGGGCCGCGGACGGUGCGGCGACCGCCACCGUAGUUGUGGACGGGUCUACGCGGGUGGUUCGCCGCGCCUUCCGCCUCAAAGGUGCCGCGGCGGCGGCCAACAGGGACAGCGCGGUGGCGCCCUUCAUGGCUCCCCGUAGCCACUCGGUGCGGGGACUGUCGCGCGCAAAGAUCAAGACGGUCAAGAUCACCGUCGUGGUCAUCGUGCUGUACAUUGCCUGCUCAUCGCCGUUCAUCUGCGUCCAAAUGUGGAUGUACUGGAGCCCGUACGCCAACAUCGCCGAUCCGUGGACAAGUAAGUAA